This is a messenger RNA of Acanthochromis polyacanthus (spiny chromis), 2631 nucleotides long. It is a transcript of the gene lctlb, whose product is annotated as lactase-like b. Gene Ontology annotation, biological process: carbohydrate metabolic process. Bases 432 to 2192 code for a protein of 586 amino acids. The transcript is spliced from 15 exons. Gene Ontology annotation, molecular function: beta-glucosidase activity. The record is from RefSeq and is a predicted model, not a curated record. Lineage: Eukaryota; Metazoa; Chordata; Actinopteri; Pomacentridae.
AGAGGACAUUAUUUUUGUGUUUCUUUCUGAAAUGCUAAAUUAAGGCAAUACCUGUUUUAAAUUUGUGUCCUGAUCUGACCCAUGAAAAUGGGUAAUGCAGUGCAAACACUUUCCACUAGAAAACCAUUCAGCAUUUUCUAAACAGUUAAAACAAUACGAUGAGCCUCACAAUAAGGCCAGCUUUCACACUGACAGCAGGGACAGCUCUGGAGAAGGGUGGUGCUACAACAGGGAAUGUACAAUAGAGAUUGCACCGAUAGAUAUAUACGGCUUUCUACGAGGUCUGCGGUUCCAGGAGAGCUCAUAUUCACCUUCAGACCUGGGCUCAGCGCACAGACGUGCUGCAAAUGCAUUCUUCAUAAGGUUCACAGACAUCAGUGAGGGACUGGAGCAGAACAAGACAGCGACUGUGCUGCAGGAUCAGGAGUACCAUGCUGCCCCGCUGUGCAUUCAGUGUGUGCCAUGUGCUUAUGUUGGUGCUGUGUCUGUCUGCGGCUGAGGACUUCGACUGGACAAAGAACGACCACGGCUCCUUCUAUUAUGGCACUUUUCCAGCUGGAUUUUCGUGGGGUGCCGGAAGUUCAGCCUAUCAAACAGAAGGAGCCUGGGACAAAGAUGGAAAAGGACUAAGCAUCUGGGAUGUAUUCAGCCAUAAGAAAGGCAAAAUCCAACAAAAUGAAACUGGGGAUUCCUCCUGUGAGGGCUACUACAAAGUCAAGGAUGAUGUUUCUCUGAUGAAGGAGCUGAAGCUUAACCACUAUCGUUUUUCCAUCUCCUGGCCCAGACUCCUUCCUACUGGCAUAAAGUCCGACCAUAUAAACGAAAAGGGAAUCCAGCACUAUGAUCAACUGAUCGACCACCUUCUGGAGAACAAAAUCACCCCCAUUGUUACUCUGUACCACUGGGAUCUUCCACAGGUCUUACAAGAGAAAUACGGCGGAUGGCAGAAUAUAAGCAUGGUGAAUCAUUUCAAUGAAUUUGCCAACCUGUGCUUUGAAAGAUUUGGCAACCGAGUGAAGUACUGGAUCACUUUCAACAACCCAUGGUCUGUGGCAGUGGAAGGCUAUGAAACGGGUGAACAUGCUCCUGGACUGAAGCUGAGGGGAACAGGUGCAUACAGAGCUGCACAUCACAUAAUCAAGGCGCAUGCCAAAGUUUGGCACACUUAUGAUACACAGUGGAGGGCCAAGCAAAAAGGUCUGGUUGGCAUCUCUCUGUCGGGCGACUGGGGAGAGCCGGUGGAUAUCAGCAACCAGAAAGACAUAGAAGCCGCUGAGAGAUACGUCCAGUUCUACCUGGGCUGGUUUGCCACACCUAUCUUUCAUGGAGAUUACCCUCAAGUGAUGAAAGACUUCAUUGGAAGGAAGAGUGUCCAGCAGGGCCUCGGGACAUCUCGACUGCCCACAUUUUCCCCCCAGGAGAAGAGCUACAUAAAAGGAACCUGCGACUUCCUUGGUGUCGGUCACUUCACCACCCGCUACAUCACCCAGAAGAACAACCCGUCAGGCCGCAGCAGCAGCAGCAGCUACUUCAGUGAUCGAGACCUGGCCGAGCUGGUUGACCCGCGGUGGCCUGACCCUGGAUCAGAGUGGCUCUACUCUGUGCCCUGGGGGUUCAGACGGCUGCUCAAUUUCGUCAAGACUCAGUAUGGAAACCCAAUGAUUUAUGUGACUGAGAACGGAGUCUCUGAGAAGAUGCUGUGCACAGAGCUGUGUGAUGACUGGAGGAUACAAUAUUAUAAAGACUACAUUAAUGAGAUGCUCAAAGCUAUCAAAGAUGGAGUCAAUGUGAAGGGCUACACAGCGUGGUCCCUGCUGGACAAGUUUGAGUGGGAUGAAGGGUACUCUGAGAGGUUUGGUCUGUACUAUGUGGACUUCAGGAACAAGAACAAGCCUCGCUAUCCCAAAGCAUCUGUUCAGUUUUACAAACGCGUUAUCAGCUCCAACGGAUUCCCCAACCAAAGAGAGGUUGAAAACUGGAGGAGGAAGGCUGUUGAGACCUGCUCUUCCAGCAACCAGCUUCUCGCUGCAGAGGAACAGCGGAGUACUGCUGCCAAUAUUCUAAGACUUAUACAUGACCCCCUGACCAGCCACAUGGAGAUGGUAACUGAGAUCGUUGUUCCCACUGUGUGCACGCUCUCCAUUUUGCUCAGUGCCAUCUUCCUCAUGUUCCUGCUGCGGAGGCGGAACUAGAAAGUGUGCACGUUUACCUUCACAAGCAUCAACACACGAGCACACACAAUCAGUACGCAGACACACACUCAUAACAUUAAGUGCAUCAUUUCUUUAAUGGAUUAUGUGUGAGCAUAAACACAUUAUUUGGACUGAGUUUAAAGAGAUUUACUGGCUUCAUUAAUUUGAUGUGAAUACCAUGUUGAAAGUAAAACCAUUGGUUUAGCCUGUAAUAAUGAAUUUAGUAACAGACACUAAAGCAGUGUGGAUGCUCCUGCAAUAUGUUAGGUUUCCUUAUUAAAAUAUUGCUGUGAUAUACUGCCAUUGCAAACAGCCCAUAUGAUCUACUGUACUUUGUGUUUUCAUUUGGAUAAAGCCGUUUGAUGGAAAAACUCUUCAAAAUCUCUUUCAGCUGCUAUCGUGAGCAACAAACGUGAUAAUAAAGAUGUGAUAACCCAAA